AUGGAGCCAUCCAACUCCAAGCCGAUGCCUUCUGGCGGUGGUAACGUUGCCGCCGCGUUUCGCGCCAUUCCAGCUGGAAAGGGCAGCCACUACAGAGAUUACGACUUUGUCCCGACCAGAUCCGGACCUCUCGACUACAAUGAAUCUGACCCUGACACACCCCAUUCUCACACANAAAGAAAGAGGGAUGCCGCUGUCGAUCAAGGCCGUCAACACUCUUCCAAGAAACCACGCAAAUCUAAGGACGAUCGCAGUGACCGACUUUGCCUGCAGUGUGGUAACUACCACAGUUCCCCUUGCUAUGUCCCCUAUUGUAGCAGCUGUGACUUGAACCACUAUCCGAACGUUCCAUGUUUGAACGCUAUGGAGCAGUUGAAGAGACGCCUCGAGUUGCAUUCUACCUUUAAGACACCCCUUUCGUCGAAGCAGAAGAACAAGAAGAACAUGGUGGCACCAGCAUCGUUGCCCUUGCGCUUUCAUAACGAAAACCACGUGUCAUCAGACUUGUCUGAUCCGCAAGCUCCCACAUCCUUGCUCAAAUCAGCUUCUCAGUCUCCUAUCAACAAGCGGCAGAGAGAAAGUCCCAACAAGCGCUCGUGUCCUAUCUGUCGGGAGUGCGGCAGUUUCCACAGAUCAGCCUGCAAAUGGCCUGUGUGCGAGCAAUGUCACCACAAGCAUCAUCCAGAGACUCCUUGCGCUGUCGCUGAGGCUCGCCUGAAGAGACGUUUAGAAGAGGAGGACGCAAGACAGGCCCAAGAGACGGAAGAAAUCAAGAAGGAUGAGAAGAGUUUGAUUGAAAUAAACCGCGAGAUGUCAUCUGCGACUCUCCAGUUCAGGCGCUCUUCCGCUCCAAGCCCAGGUCGUCCAUUCAAUCCUGAAGUUGCACUCCGAAAGCUCAAANAGAACACCAGAUUCUGCAGAGAUUGUGGUCGCUAUCUCAAUGGACCAUGCACUUGGCCUACCUGCAAAAAAUGCAACACAAAGCACUUCGAACACAUCCCUUGUUGGCAAGCACGCCAAAAUCUACAAGACCGCCUUGACGCGUUCGAUCGUGGUUACGGCACUUCUCAGAAGAAGAAACCUGCCAAAGCCAAGGCCUUGCCUCUCAUUACAGAGCCUUCAUCGCAACAGAUCGAGCAUGCUACCGAGCCUAAUUCAGCCGAUCCUGCUGCACCUAUGGAUCUUGCAACCUCUUCUGGCACAACUUCCGGUUUGGAAGGAAAGGAGGAAAUGUCCUGGUCCCUUGAUUCGAACAAGAUCGUCCAUUCAGGUCCUCCUCCUACCCACACCGACCUCUCCGAGUCUGAGGCAUCAAAGUCGCCUGAGCAUCACAGUCAUGUUCAUCCUAGUCGUCAGUCAUUCUUUUUGAAGUCCCUUGAGACUACGGUUUCUGAGCCUGAACCUCCCGCCAACGUAGCCUCGACUGGAAUCACGGUCCCGUCCGAUAGCACUCGUAAUGAGGCACCUCAUCUCGUCACCUACGGUGCAUCUGUCGAACAGAACGUGGAUGCUUNNUUUCUUGCAGGCGUUCUCCAGGACAUGCAUGAGAACGACAAUGGUGGUGAUGAUCCUGGACAUGUUGAUGUCCCUCAGAGUGCACCUUCGUACUUGGACUACCUUCGUCGCAAUGGAACAUAG
Aureobasidium musti is the source of this 1638-nucleotide messenger RNA. Lineage: Eukaryota; Fungi; Ascomycota; Dothideomycetes; Dothideales; Saccotheciaceae. The record is from the annotation of a GenBank genome assembly.